This is a messenger RNA of Macrobrachium nipponense, 4447 nucleotides long. RefSeq lists its product as uncharacterized. Lineage: Eukaryota; Metazoa; Arthropoda; Malacostraca; Decapoda; Palaemonidae. The record is from RefSeq and is a predicted model, not a curated record. The transcript has 9 exons. Bases 498 to 4040 code for a protein of 1180 amino acids.
GUUUUAUUUGCAUUAUUGACUGACUGGUUUAGAUUAAGCGGCACGAUAUGUAAGUGACUGAGACCACCAUACUGACGCUCCCAUUUCUGUACAAGAAAAUUAAUGUAAAUUGAAUGAAAAUAUGGAAUGAAAACACAAAUGCCACUCGUGCGAUCAAAACUGCUUCUUGUUCUGCAGAAAUGACUUUGAAAGACACUUUGUAAAAGCAAUAAACAUGUUUGGUCAAAACUGACGUGCAAAGGAACUAAAAUGUGUUGACACAUGAGUGAUUUUAAGUAAUAUAGAAAGCGAACUAAGUGCUGUUUUUAUGUAACGUUUAUUUGUAGUUGUUGACGCAAUUUGGUGGAAAAUGAAAUGUAUUCUUAUAAGCUAACCAAACAAUCUCUUUGCAUCUAAUAGAGUUCAUAGAUUGUGCAAAUUGACGCUACGUCUCCAGGAUGACAAUCGAAGACCUUGCGUUAGUGUGUUAGUGACCGCGUAGAAACAAUCUCUUCCCGAUGGGCGACGCAAACAAAAAAUACAUGUCUUUCUGGAAAAGGCACAUGCACAGGAGCGUGUCCAGUCCUUCCUUAGCACGGAAGUCAGGGAAACUCUCAAAAGACGAAAUAUCUAUGCCCUUUCCAGGGGACCCAAGUUGCUUUAGGCCUCUUAAUAGCUUUUAUGGCAGCACAGAAUCGAACUCGAACCACUGCAGAUCUGCGGAGAUACUUUCAGAUUCUCAAGGCAAUGCGAAGGACUCUAUACUGGAGAAAGGGAAAGUCUCAAGGGAUGCUGGUGGGAAGAGCCGUUCUAAGUCUAUCAACACUCUCUUGAGAUCUCAAGAGAUAUAUACCUCUGAGCAGCAUCACGCCUUACAGGCGAGAGGUCUCCAAAGCUUAGGGUCAGCCCCCGAGACACCAAAACAAAAGCAAGACAAUGUUACAAACAGUUAUGCUCCUUCUGUCUCAGGAGAGAGAGCUGAGUCGACAGAUCGCAUCGACAGUUCUAAUAAAAGUGUAAUGGAUUCAAAAUCAUGUAAUGGUUCCAUUAGGCCACUUAAAGAGAAUGGUCCUGAUGCAACUGUGGAACCGACCCGAAAAUUGCCAUUAGGUUCAAAGAACAGAGAGGAAAACAAAAAAUCAAAAUUGAUGGCUUUAGGAAGGAGAUCCCAAAGGCAGAAGAACAUCAACUUCGAUACCAGAAACACCAUGAAAAGUGAUAAUGAUCAGAAGACGCAGCAAGAGAAAAAGAAGGACAGCAAACCUUCAAUAUUUGGCAUCAGCUUUAGGAGAAAGAAGAAAGAAAGCAAUACCAAAAGUCAUGUCACGAUAUACGAAGUGCCUGAAAAAGAGUCCCCAGACAAGAAAAGUUCUCAAUCUGCUUCACCUGGUGAAAACUUACUACCGGGAGGUAAACAAGAUGAAUUAUACGGCUAUGGUUCUCCGAUAUAUGAGAUCAUGACGCCAACAGAGAUCUAUGAGAGAAGAGCAUCAAUUAAAAAUAUAAAUGGUGCGUCGACUCCCAAAAUUUCCAGCAGUCAGCGAAGAACAGGAAACAACGAAGAUAGGCAUUUUGACUUCGAUCUCAGUAAAAUCAACUUGAAAAUCAGUCCGGAAGCACAAAACAGUAAGCAGUCACUUAAAAAAGGUGACGCAAAUUCGUGUAUUAUUGACACUCCUGAUGGAAACAAAAUACUCGAGAGAAGCCCUACUGUCAGUGACAGCACAGAGGAUAACAAAAGUACCAGUAUCACGUUCAAGUCAGAAAGUCCAGAGGGUGUCAAAGAGGUGGUCAACAUUUUACCCGAGACGUCGUCAACUCAUAGCCAACACACUUGGGACUCCCCCGGAGGACUUCUCCCUCCACCAGAGCUCAAGACACAACCUACUCCUCCGAGAAAGCAUCAGCAUAUAACUAGAACCAGAAGUGAACCCACAAAAGGAAGAGGAGACUUGUCCAUUCACAGGACCUUGACACACACACAGAGCGAGGCUAUGUACCCGCUACUGGAUGACCAUCUGAAAAAGCACAACAUCAGAGUGGCAGCUGAACUGGGUAUAGACAUACCCUCGCUCAGUAAAUCAGACGUACCUGCAAUCGAAAGAGCGAGGAAUAGCAGAAAGGAGAGCGACCCAGAGUUUUCAACUCCAACGAACACAACGAAGAGGAGGCCAGCUAGCCUUACAUUACCAGAGUAUGGUGACACUUCAGAGCAGACAUCCCAAUAUUCAAGCCCUCUCCAAAAUAGGUUUGAUCCAAUCCCCAGAAGCAUUUCACAAACCUUUAACUUGGAUACGGCGUAUUCUACGAGUAAACAGGCACCACUGGCGGCUGGAGAAUCAUUCUCAAAUAAUGGUCCAGUGCCAGGUGGUCAGACCCAUUACAUAUCAACGAAAAAACAGGUUGUUGUAAAGAAAAUAGGACGCACAGGCGAUCCAAGACAUGCAAAUAGACCUGCAUUGCAGACCACGGGACAAAUGGUGGACUCCACAGACGGACCUGCACCAAGGCAUAAAGGAAAUGUACAAGAAACAGGGACACAUACGAACAGUGAUAUACCAGCUGCCCCUCCUCCCCCUCCCAUCAUUGUUGGUGCUAUCAGAAAGAAACAGCAAGAGUUUACCAGAGGAAGUGACCUUGAAGGCAUCAAUAAAGUAAAUUUGUAUCCCAAAGAAGGAAAUCCCCAAAAUUCUGAAGAGGUACGCGACGCACUUCCUCAGUAUGACCCUCCUUUUCCUCCAAAAGAAGCAAAGCUUCCUCCUCCAAAUGAAACAACACUUUCUCAUUCGAAAGAAACACUUCCUCUUUCAAAUAGAACAACAAUUCCUCUUCCAAAGGAAACAGCAAUUCCCCGUCCAAGAGAACCAACUCUUCACUCGCAUUACAACGACGUAUUCGAGGCCCCAACUCACCGGAUGGAAUCCGUCAUUCCCCAAAGACCACUUUACGCUGUCGGUGAAGAUUUGUACGAUAUACCACGCUAUCGUAGCCAUCAACAACCGUACACCCAAAGAACACUUCAUCCCUCACGUGCAAACGCAUACAACGUUUACGAUAACCCAGGCAGAUUCGUCCCUCCACAGCCAAAUAUACCAAGGACUCAAGCCCCCUCAAGCGACCGCGACGUGGCCAAAGCAGCGGUGAUUAAUUGGGUGACUGAUCGCGUUGCUCAACUGCCUGCAAAUGCCAGGGCUAUGUACGUCAAUCACCAGUGGUCCUGCAAGGUUCAGCCUAAACUGAUGUAUCGUCAACCUCCGAUAUACGAAGAAAAUAGCGAAGACGUCUAUCAGGUAUAUCAGCCAAGGGAGUUGAUAACAGCUAAGGCGAAGCAUUACAACGACCCUUAUCAAUUCGUGGGCAUUUAUCGAUCGGCUUCUCUUGAGAGGAUAGAACGUCCACCACCACCUGUCAAAUCUGUCGUCUAUGGGAACGCCCACUCCCAGAUUCCUCAUUAUACCGUUCCUAGAAGACUUCCUUAUCAGCAACGAAGCUUCCACUACCCGCCAUCGCAACAGGAACCAAAUCUUAUCUAUGAUCAGUACGCGGCAUUCCAUCGCUCACCAUCGCUCGACCGACAAGGACGUCGACCUCAUGCCCAGUCGUCUUUCAACCUAUACGCUCGACCCAGUGACUUGCAGUACGCGAGGUUUCUAAGUCCACAGAAGUAUAGCAGCAGCCAACCUCCCAGUCCAGCGGGAUUUUAUCGUACGGCGUCGCUCGAUCGUCUUGGGCGCCGAAAUUUGGCUGUAGCUGGCCCCGGGGAUCCUUAUCUCCCCCCUCCUCGCAGCAGUCAUCAGCAUCAUCGCCAUCCAGGGUAUUAUCAUCAGCAGCCACCCAUGGUCUUACAACAAAAAGCCGAACACCAGUUGCGUUAUGAUCAGCACAUGAAUGGCCACCAAUCACCAUAUGCUGACCGAAGACAGAGGGACCCAGCGGGAGGCAGAUUUCGAUCCUAUUCAUCCGCUGCUCAAGUGAUGAGGCCGCAGCCCUCCCCACAGCCACCACAGCAAAACCAGUCGCAUGAUUAUCAGAGGAAUUACCAGCUGCCUACUCCGAUUUAGGAACGGGGAAGACGUUGGAAUCAUAUGGAGACGGAUGUGUGGUUAGAUAGUAACAGCUACAUGCAUGGAACUACUUCAAUGUAGAUAUAUGAUAACCAUACAGUUGAGAAAGUGUGUAUGAACAGAAUGUUACUUAGCAAAACAUUGAUAACCACAUAAAUCUAGAUUUUAAAAAGUAUGGAAUAACUAUCAUUGCCAGAAAAUGAGAGAAAUGUAAAUGAAUGCUCUCAAAUUCACAGUAACCCUCUUUCCCGAUGGUUUUCCUUUAUGACAAAGCAUUCGACAUUUAAUGUUUCUCACAGAAUGCGUAUUUAUAGUCUAAUCUCGUCUUCAGUCAUUUAUGUGGCAAAAAGUUGGAAGUUUUGCUUAAACUGUAAAUUGCGUGACAGAAUAAAUAUUGGCUUUUA